CAGCGGCGCCAGCGGUGCCAUCGCACUCCGGCAGCGCGUGGUGCCUGCAGCCGCUGCCGGUCAGCCUCGGGAGAAAAGCUCCCGCGAACCCGUCUCCUACCCUAGCAUGGGAUGGGCGAGCCCUGCGAGCGCAGUGCCUGCUCGCCAGCCGCUGGCAUAAAGGAAGGAGCGGACAGGGAGUUCUGGGACACGCCGCUGGAUUUCCUGGAGAGCGCUCAGAUGGACAACGGCAGCAACGCGUCCUUCCUGCAGUUCUUGAAGACUAUCAACCUGGAGCGAGCCGACGGCAUGCAGGGGGACAGUUCUGAUGUGGUGAGGAUUGUCAUCUCUCUGGUAUACUCCGUGGUGUGUGCCCUGGGACUGGUGGGCAACCUGCUGGUGCUCUACCUGAUGAAAAGCAAGCAAGGCUGGAGGAAAUCCUCGAUCAACCUCUUCGUGACUAGCCUGGCAGUGACUGAUUUCCAGUUUGUGCUGACCUUGCCAUUCUGGGCAGUGGAGAAUGCGCUGGACUUCAACUGGCUCUUUGGCAAGGCAAUGUGUAAGAUCGUCUCCUAUGUGACAGCAAUGAAUAUGUAUGCCAGUGUAUUCUUUCUCACUGCCAUGAGUGUGGCUCGAUACCGCUCUGUGGCUUCAGCCCUGAAGAAUCAGCGUCGGAGAGACCCAAUGGCUGGCUGCUGCUCUGCCAAGUGGCUUUGUGCAUUCAUCUGGCUGUCAGCUGUCCUGGCUUCCCUGCCCCAUGCCAUUUUUUCCACCACUGCCACUGUCUUUGAUGAUGUUCUCUGCCUUGUCAAGUUCCCAGAGGGCCAAGGCAGCAAUGCUCAGUUCUGGCUGGGUCUGUACCACAUCCAGAAGGUGCUGCUGGGCUUCGUGGUGCCGCUGGUCAUCAUUAGUCUCUGCUACUUGCUCCUGGUGCGCUUCAUCAGUGACAAGCACGUGGGCAGCACCUGCAGCGGCCCCAGUAUCAAGCGCCGCUCCAAAGUCACUAGGUCAGUGUCCAUCGUGGUGCUGUCUUUCUUCCUGUGCUGGCUGCCUAACCAAGCACUUACAACGUGGGGGAUACUCAUCAAACUCAACGUGGUUCACUUCAGUAACGAGUAUUUUCUCUCCCAAGUAUACCUCUUCCCCAUCAGCGUGUGCCUGGCACACUCCAACAGCUGCCUCAAUCCCGUUCUCUACUGCCUCAUGCGCAGGGAGUUCCGCAAGGCACUGAAGAACCUCCUCUGGAGGAUCACCUCACCUUCCCUCACCACCAUGCGCCCUUUCACUGACACCACCAAGCCUGAGAAGGAGGAGCAGGCCCUGCAUGCCGUGAUGCCUGUCCGCCCUGCCCCUGCUGCUCCCCGGGCUGCAGCCGUGCAGGCAGACGUGGCCUAUUACCCCCCCGGCGUGGUGAUGUACACCAGCCGCUACGACCUGCUGCCUGCCAGCUCCAUGGAGCAGCACUGCUGAGAUGGCAGGGGGCUCCGGGGGGUGGGACAGUGCCAUAUGUGGCCUGGGGAUAUUGAAUGCCUGGUCAGGACAAGGGGAGGAGGGAUGAGUAAAGGAGGACUUCUUAGUGAGAGAUGCUCUUUUGUGGUUUUGUCUGCUCUUGGAGACGCUUGAUGGACGUUUUUGUCUGGAAAAUGCACCCUGAGCUGGAGAACAGGACUAGGAGAAGGUAGUGGUGGGGUGUUUUUUAGUGCUUGUUCCUGUGCUUGGGAACAAGAACUAAUGAGGGUGAUGGGACUCCAGCCACGGAGGAUGUGGGAUGCAUGUAAAGCACCACAGGGAGGUGAGGGGCUGGUUGGGGUGGACUGAAGCUGGAAGGCCGCAAGCAUGUCCCCUGAAGCUGGAGUUGCAAGCAGCCCUCACACCCUUGUGUGUUUGUCUGUGGCAGGGAGAGGGAGCUGAGCUGCUCUCUCCCUGCUGCAGGACCCUGUAAACCAUGACUGACUGGUCACUGCUCCCUGGGCUCAUCUGAGGCCAUGGGGAUCAGCCAGCCUCUCUUCUAUUUCAAACCUGGCCUGAGAGGAACAGCCAGGACAAGUGGGAACAAAGCUCCUGCUUGUUCAGGCUUGGUGUCUUUCCCCUCUUUUAGGGACUUAGGAAAGAGUGGGCACAAAGAACACUGUGCUCCCCUCCAGAUCAGUGCAGAAUCUGCUUUGCUAGCUACCCCCAUCCCUUCAGGGGCUGCCAGGGUAUAGAGCAAACCAGAGAGCCAAGGAGAAACCAAGGACAGAAUUUGCAGCUUCAUGGAGUGUUCCUUAGCCUGGGUUUGGAGGGAGGAUGUUCCCCUAAUACUGUUCCCCAGCCUCUCCCCAGGCCACUGAGGGGAAAGGAAACCUCACAGCCCCAGACCAUGUGUAGCAAGACAGCAUCUCUCCCACGGCACUGAGGUUGCAGGCUUAAUUCUUGCUGCACUUCAGACUGUUCUUAUUUCACUUCAGGAAAUCAGCACAACUGUAAAUAAAAUUAAAAAUUUUUACAAAAACCAAAAAACAAGAGGAAAAAGAAACAAUCCUAGCCACUUCAAAUCACUUGCUCUGGGAUAUUUCUGGGUUCACUUAAAACCAAGCACAAAGGCUUUAGUUCUGCUGAGGGUUUGCACUGACUCUUGCCAGUGUUUCAGUGAAGUGAAGUUCCUUUAGUCUGAGCAGCCCUGGGGCCUACAGUGCUUAUGUAGCCUAGAGAAUGUCAGGGAUUGGCCUUUACCAGCCUCUGUUCCAGAGAAAUGCCUGGGAAAUAAUUUGAGUUUUAUCUGAAUCAAACUUAUAGGGGGAUAAGAAAAGUGUAUUUUUAAGCUGUGAAAGUUUUUACGAUAAGGAUAUAUAUUUACUUCUUAAAAUAUUUUUUUUAAUGACGAGGAAAGAAUUUUAAAAUCAAAAGAUUAAAGUAUUUGUUUUAAAUGAUAGAAAAAUGCAACAUUUCUGGUUUUGUUUUCAGAACAGAAGUUCAUUAAUCCCUAGUACCGCAUUUAAGAUGAUUAUUUAAAUACAAUUUUCAAAACUGUUUUCUAUUUCCAACCCCUUUCCUUGCAGUCUAACUCCAACAUCUGCCUGGUUCUGCUAAAAAGGCAUUUUUUCAGAGGGUUGUUAGUCACCUCUGAGUACUGACAUGAAGCAAAUUUGGUAUUUCUGUCCAUGGUGGCAAUUACACUUUUCAGACUCUGUUAGGUGGACGUAGGUGUGCUACGUGUUGGUAGCUCCUGUUGUUAAAUUAGUGUUUGGUCUGAAAGCAGCUGGUUCUGCUACUUGCAAGGAGAGUUGUUAUCUUUUUUUUCAAGGCAGAAAAGACUUCUCCAGCCUUGGGCAUUUGCUGACGGGAAGAUGCUGAUGAGCAAGUUGUCUGAAGAAGAACAACAGAAGUAAGCUGGCAG
Catharus ustulatus (Swainson's thrush) is the source of this 3355-nucleotide messenger RNA. It is a transcript of the gene RXFP3, whose product is annotated as relaxin family peptide receptor 3. The record is from RefSeq and is a predicted model, not a curated record. Gene Ontology annotation, molecular function: G protein-coupled receptor activity. The coding region runs from base 112 to 1449 and encodes 445 amino acids. Gene Ontology annotation, cellular component: membrane. Lineage: Eukaryota; Metazoa; Chordata; Aves; Passeriformes; Turdidae. Gene Ontology annotation, biological process: G protein-coupled receptor signaling pathway; immune response. The transcript has a single exon.